GUCGCCUGCAGCACGUUGACUGUCCCGUUUCGUAACAUCAAACUGCAUAACAUUUAUCAUGUCCCUGUUUAGUGGAUUAACGUCGGUGAGAGACAUGACCCGCAUCACACUUGUUUUUUCUACGAGACCUCGCAUAAAAGUCGGACGGCUGGUCGGUGCAGCUUUGACCUCCUGCAGAUGUUUCCACACUGAACGUGUCAGACAUGAAUCGAGCGCACUUCCGAUAGUUCAUCACAGUAAGUACGUGUGUGACCUCCCACCCAACCACAGGUUUCCUAUGGGCAAGUUCCCCCGGGUUCUGCAGCAUUUAAUCAAAGAUCAAGUCAUUACAGAGAAACAGGUGUGGGUCCCGGAAAUUGCCUCUAAAGAUUUACUCAGCUGUGUGCACACCGAGGAAUACCUUAACAACUUCAUAAGUGGGAAAAUAAAUGAGCAAGAACAAAGGAGGACAGGUUUCCCCUGGAGUGAAGGUAUAGUGAGGCGCUGUCGAUAUGAAACAGGUGGGACAGUUCUAGCUGCUGAAGCCGCUCUGCAGAGGGGUCUGGCCUGCAGCACAGCAGGAGGAACCCAUCAUGCGUUCCCAAGCUUUGGUUCAGGGUUUUGUCUCCUCAAUGACUUGGCAGUGGCGGCCAAAUACCUGAUGGGCGGCUCCUCGCCCAAAAGGAAGGUUCUGAUUGUGGAUCUAGAUGUGCAUCAGGGCGACGGCACUGCUUUCAUUUUUAAAGAGGAGCCGUGUGUGUUUACAUUUUCUGUGCAUUGUGGGAAAAACUUCCCCCUCCGUAAACAACAAAGUGACCUAGAUGUCAGCGUGGAGGAUGGGCUGGAAGACGAGGAGUACCUCUCCAUGGUGGAGGCCCACCUCCCCUGGCUGCUGGAGACCUUCCGUCCAGACCUGGUCCUGUAUGAUGCAGGUGUUGACCCUCAUUGGGAGGAUGAACUCGGGCGGCUCCGUCUGACUGACCAAGGGCUGUAUCAGAGAGAUCUGUACGUGAUGAAGACUGUGCUGAGCAGAGGUGUUCCUCUCGCUGCCGUUAUCGGAGGAGGAUACUCGAGGGACAUCGACAAACUGGCCGCCAGACACUCCAUCGUUCACAGAGCAGCAACUCAGGUGUGGAGGGAGCGUGGAAUGUAAAGCCUUUAUGCCCUCAAUCAAAAGGGACCCUCAGAGCCGAACCGGUACUCGAUCUUCAGGAGCCAGCAAUUAGAUUUUGGAAUUUUUAAAAAAAAUCUGAUAAUGCCACAUUAUAUGAAUCAAUACUUGUUUUAUAUACUGUAUAUUUAUCUAUUCUGUACAUGCAGCAGCUUUACAUUUUAGUAAAGAGUUAUGAAAAAGACAUUGGAGACAAUUCAUUCCUAACUAAGACUAAGAUUCUACUAUGUGUUCCAUGUGUUCAGAGUAUCUGAGCUCUACUCAGGAUAUUUCAAUUUGGGAAGUCACUC
Molecule: messenger RNA, 1440 nt
Organism: Anoplopoma fimbria (sablefish)
Lineage: Eukaryota; Metazoa; Chordata; Actinopteri; Perciformes; Anoplopomatidae
Gene: hdac12
Product: histone deacetylase 12
Exons: 8
Coding region: 59-1132 (357 amino acids)
Molecular function (GO): histone deacetylase activity
Source: RefSeq, a predicted model, not a curated record